Messenger RNA from Marmota monax (woodchuck), 884 nucleotides. It is a transcript of the gene Scnm1, whose product is annotated as sodium channel modifier 1. Gene Ontology annotation, cellular component: nucleus. The transcript is spliced from 7 exons. The record is from RefSeq and is a predicted model, not a curated record. Lineage: Eukaryota; Metazoa; Chordata; Mammalia; Rodentia; Sciuridae. The coding region runs from base 132 to 824 and encodes 230 amino acids. Gene Ontology annotation, biological process: RNA splicing.
GGAAAUUUACGGAGACCAACCCGGAAGAGACCGGAAGAAGGGACGGAGAUGUUCCGUUCUUCCUACGGUAGCCUGAAGGAGUGGCGAAGCCGGCCCAAGAGAAUUUAUCAUUUCUAGGGCUCAAGUUCGUGAUGUCUUUCAAGAGGGAAGGCGAUGAUUGGAGUCAGCUCAAUGUACUCAAAAAACGAAGGGUUGGGGACCUGCUGGCCAGUUACAUCCCGGAGGAUGAGGCUCUGAUGCUACGGGAUGGACGCUUUGCUUGUGCCAUCUGCCCCCAUCGACCUGUAUUGGACACACUGGCCAUGCUGACUGCCCAUCGUUCAGGAAAGAAGCAUCUGUCUAGCCUGCAGCUUUUCUAUGGCAAGAAGCAGCCAGGAAAAGGAAGAGAGCAAAAUCCAAGACAACAGAAUGAAUUGAGGAGGGAAGAGACCAAAGCUGAGGCUCCUCUGUUAACUCAGACUCGACUUAUCACCCAGAAUGCUCUGCAUAGAGCUCCCCACUAUAACAGUUGCUGCCGUCGGAAGUACAGAUCAGAAGCCUCUGGUCCUUCUGUCUCCUGUUCCCCUUUGCCAACCCCAGAGGUCCAGCUCCAAAGUAAGAAGAUCAAUAGGGAACCUGAGCCAGAGGCUGGCCCACAGGCCAAGGAGAAAGCGACUGUCUCAACCCCUGCACCUAUGAGCCCCACAAGAAGACGAGCCCUGGACCAUUACCUCACACUCCGAAGCUCUGGAUGGAUCCCAGAUGGACGAGGUCGAUGGAUAAAAGAUGAAAAUGUUGAGUUUGACUCUGAUGAGGAGGAACCCCCUGACCUCCCUGUAGACUGAAACCAUCUUUCCCCAUUCAUUUACAAAUAAACUACAGUGGGCACUGGGAGCCUGACUUUC